Procambarus clarkii (red swamp crayfish) is the source of this 1260-nucleotide messenger RNA. The record is from RefSeq and is a predicted model, not a curated record. NCBI's taxonomy places the organism in Eukaryota, Metazoa, Arthropoda, Malacostraca, Decapoda, Cambaridae.
AUGAGAUACGAGAUCAGCCCCACAGAACAAGGAGGAUAUAACUACAACAAAACAAUCACUAUCAGACGAUCCACUGUCACUGGUACUACCCCAACCAUCACUACCAGAGCUUCCACUAUCACUGGUAUUACCACUAUAUCACUACAAGAGCUACCAGAGUCACUGUUACUACCCCAACCAACAUUACCAGAGCUACCACUCUCAGUGCUACUACCCUCUACAAUCACUACCAGAGCUACCACUGGCACCGGUACUAUCCCUACCAGAGCUACCACUGGCACCGGUACUAUCCCUACCAGAGCUACCACUGGCACUAUCCCUACCAGAGCUACCACUGGCACCGGUACUAUCCCUACCAUCACUACCGGAGCUUCCACUGUCACCGGUUCUAGAACUACCACCGUCUCUGGUACGACCCCAACCAUCACUACCAUCAUGAGAGCUAACACUGCCAUUGGUACUUUCGCAACAAUCACUACCAGCGAUACCACUGUCAAUGGUACUACCCCUACUAUCACUACCAGAACUACCACUGUCACUGUUACUAACCAUUCCAUCACUACAACUGUCAUUGGUACUACCACAACCAUGACUACCAGAGCUACCACUGUCACUGUUACUACCCCUACAAUCACUACCAUUCUCACUGGUAUUACCACAACUAUCACUACCAGAGAUACCACUGUCAAUAGUACUACCCCUACAAUCACUACCAGAGCUCCCACUGCCACUGCUAUCAGUGUCACUGGUAAUACUUCUAUCAUCACUAACACACCUACCACUCUCACUGGUACUGUCACAACAAUCACUACCAGAGCUACCACUGUUAAUGGUACUACCCUUGCUAUCACUACCAAAGCUACCACUGUUACUGUUAUUAACCUUUCCAUCACUACAACUGUUAAUGGUACUACCACAACCAUGACUACCAGAGCUACCACUGGCACUGAUAAUACCCAUACCAUUAAUACCAGAGGUACCAUUGUCACUGGUACUACGACUAACAUAACUACCAGAGCUUCCACUGUCACUGGUACUGCCCCAGUUACCACUGGCACUGAUACUACUCCUACCAUCGUUACUAUCACUACCACUUUCAAUGUUUCUACCCCUAUCAUCCCUACCGCUGUCACUGGUAAUACCCCAAUCAUGACUACCAGAGCUAACGCUGUCAUUGAUACCACCCUAACCAUUGCUACCACAGCUACUACUGUCAGUGUUACUGCUACCUGCACCUAUUACCUCCAACUGACCCACUAA